Glossina fuscipes is the source of this 2120-nucleotide messenger RNA. RefSeq names its product RNA/RNP complex-1-interacting phosphatase. The transcript has 2 exons. Bases 1203 to 1988 code for a protein of 261 amino acids. Gene Ontology annotation, biological process: dephosphorylation. Gene Ontology annotation, molecular function: polynucleotide 5'-phosphatase activity; protein tyrosine/serine/threonine phosphatase activity. The record is from RefSeq and is a predicted model, not a curated record. NCBI's taxonomy places the organism in Eukaryota, Metazoa, Arthropoda, Insecta, Diptera, Glossinidae.
ACAAUAUUUCACUCUAUAUUGUUUCGCAUGAACAGUAUUCUAAAAAUGAAUAAUAGUUAUACUCCCACUUGUGGUACUAGAGUAUAUUAAGUUAGCAUGUAUUAUGCCGAUCCAUUCAGAAUAACUUUCUGCUUUCUUGUAUUCAACUUGCUGGUGACAUAUUUUUGAAAUAUUUUGAUGAAAUUUCUACUCAAAAUGGUUCGAAUCGUACCAUUCUUUUGACCAGUCCGCAUAUAAGGCCUUACUUUGAAAAAUAAUUGUAUCAAUAACUGUAUUUAACGAAUUGGUGUAAUGUUCAUAAUGGGGGCCCGAGUCCCGCUUUUCAUGAAUGCUUUCCUAAGAAAGUAUUUAAAAAACCAGAAAAGUAUAUUGUACGACCAGAAAGUAUAUUGUACGACCAGAAAGCAUAUUGUACCUAUCGGUGGUUAAAGUGUGCUCAUUUGUUCUUGAAUUAAAUACUAUCACCGAUUAAUUUUACUUCAUCUUUUUCUCAUUAUUCGUUACUAUUAUAAACAAACGUUCGCGUAAAUUCAACAUGUCAAUGGUUGCGUCUGUCACAUGUUCAAUUGUAGGAAAAUAAAAGCAAGGUCUUUGAAAUCAAAAUUUCGUUUUAAGCGUAGAAGUUAUUAGAAAUGAUUAAAACUGAUGGUAAGAGAUUGAAAUCGUAAUGAAUGAUUAUGGAUGGCUCUCGCGAUUGGUUUUGACUAUUAGCAUUGAAAUGUUCGAAUAAUUCGAUAAGGAAUACCAACGUUUGAGCUGAUGAGGACGAUGUCCCAGAUAAUUGCUAACAUUGCAUCGCACGACUGGAACGUGGUUCUGCAACAUAGAAAUUAAGUGUGAUUACCACAAAGGAACUGACUCCAUUUGAAUCUAGAAAAUCAGCUACGCGGAAAUUUCGCUAAGUAACAGCUCCGAUUGUACAGGCUUAGUAAUACAGAAGAUGGCAAACUUUCAACUGAAUUCAGUAUGCUUCGUGUUCUUUUCUAUUUUUCUUUCUUUGUCAAUCUCUUUGGCAAAGUUUAAUACAACUGUUUUCUAUAUUUUUUUUUUAUACAAAUAAAAGAAAUGAACUGUAUAUGUGGCAAAUAUUUUAUUCAUCUAAGAUCAGAAAAUGUAGACUUAAUCGCUAACAAGAUGCAAGAUAUAUAAGUAUUUAUGUACACUUACAUUUAAUAUGUUCUUGUAAUUUAAAGCAGGUUGUGAUGGCUCCGGCAAUACCUGAGAGAUGGUUAGAUUACACUCCUAUUGGAAGACAAAUUGAGGGAACACGAUUUAUAGCCUUUAAGGUUCCACUAAAGCAGCAUCUAAAUAAAUCUAUGUUGCGACACCAACGUCUCGAUAUUAACACUUUGUUUGAAAGGAUACCGAAGUUGGGAAUAAUUAUUGAUUUGACAAAUACCAACCGAUAUUACAACCCUCAUCACAUAUGCAAGGAUGGUAUUGAUUAUAAAAAGAUUUGCACCCCUGGUCAUAUAACUCCCUCAUAUUGUUUAGUAAAAGAGUUUAGAGAUUGCGUAAAGGCUUUUCUUUUUAAAAAUUCUGCAAAUGAUAAAUUAAUUGGCGUCCAUUGUACCCAUGGUGUUAACAGGACUGGCUACUUUAUAUGCAGUUACAUGAUUUCGGAGUUAGCUAUAGAACCUGCAGAAGCUAUUCAAAGAUUUGUUGCAGCUCGAGGACAUGAAAUCGAACGUUCCAAUUACUUGAAUGCCUUAAAUCGAUUGAAGCAGAGUAAUUUAACGCGGAAAAUUAUUUACACGGGAAAUAAUCAAAAUAAAUUGAAUACUGUCUGUAAUUUCAAAUGUACAAGAGGAAAUGGACAUUAUCGUAAGAGCAAUUAUUAUUCUUCAAAUAAUACAUCUAAAGGAGGAUUUUAUAACCACAAUUUUUACAGUCAAAAUAAACAUAGCUUACCUAUUUUAAGAAACGAUGACAACAGAUGCCGUUUGCGUGCUGACUAUUAUGGUGAUAAUUCUCAUGCAGAGUUUUAAUGCACUUAUGUGCUAAAUACAUUUAAGUUAAAUUAAAAAGUUUUUUAUUUACCAUAGGACGUGCAAUUAGUAAUAAAACGUCCGAAAAAAAUAAAUAAAAUUUUUAGCUAAUUACGACGAAGAAGAAAAAAA